This is a messenger RNA of Corticium candelabrum, 1091 nucleotides long. Its product is annotated as armadillo repeat-containing protein 1-like. The record is from RefSeq and is a predicted model, not a curated record. Gene Ontology annotation, molecular function: protein binding; metal ion binding. The coding region runs from base 144 to 926 and encodes 260 amino acids. Lineage: Eukaryota; Metazoa; Porifera; Homoscleromorpha; Homosclerophorida; Plakinidae. The transcript has 11 exons.
AUGAUCAAAGCUAUCUGCUGACGAAGACAAGCAAGUUGAUCUUCUAGAGCCGAGAUUUUUGCCAUCGCUUCAGGAUCUUGACUGAUAGUUGAUGGUGUUGGAGAUGAAGAUCGAAAGGCGCCUGCUGCAAUCAAAAACUCAGAAUGGAAGUUCUAUCGGUCGUAGAGCAUCUGAGAGACUUGGCAGCUAACCCUCAAAAUCGACACACUAUUGUCAAGGAUCAGAGCAGCCUUCAAAGUCUUGUGUUGUUUCUUGACAACGACGAUCCUCGAGUUGUGGUUAGAGCUCUGGAGGCAUUAAAUUAUCUUGCCAAGCAUUCGCCCAAUCAGCAUGCAAUGAAGAACGAGCUCGGAAUGAUUAUUAGCCUCCAGACAAUCAUGCAGAGUUCCCGUGGUGAUCCAAAGGCCGUCCAACUGGCAACAUCUGUUUACAAUAAACUGACAAAAUCUGAUGCUUCUCAUCGUGCAACGGGAUCAAACAGUCGAAAGGCUCGUGUUGUUGUUCUGCAAAUCAAAGGAUUAGCGGAUGAGAGCUGUCAACGUAUUUUGGAAGAGAUGUUUGUUGUGCUGCCAGGAGUUAUUAGUUUUACAUUCAAUAUGGCCAGGAGGAGAUGCACACUUCGUGUGAGGUAUGAUGUAAAAGUGGCUUCUCUGUGUGAUGCUGUUGCAAAAUCUAAAAUAAUGAGUGCAGAACAAGUCGUGAAGAAACAAACAGGAGAAGAAAUUACUUUGUCAUUUGGAGCACAACCACCUGUACACACUGAUGGGACAAAAGAUAAGCCUCCAGAUUAUUUGCCAGAGGAUGACGAAGUACCUGAAGAGACAUCAAAGAUGGCUGUCGCUCGUGGCGAUGAAGUUAGAGGCAAGAAGGGCAGCAGUUGGUUCACCAAUGUUGGUUCGUUUCUUGCAAAGUCAUUCUAUUGGUAACUGACAUGCUGUAUGUCCAUCUAUUGACUGACAUAUAAACAAUUGACACAAUUAAAGUAGUUGAUAUACACUGUUCUGUAGAAUAACUGUGAGUGUGUGUAGUCGGGUAGAGGUAUAACGAUAUAACAGAUACCGAUGAAGGGAAAUGGAAUAUUGUGAAUAACA